AUGGCUCAACUUUUAAGUAGUAUUUUUUUGAAAAAUUAUAAAAAGCCUAUAUAUAGACUAAAAUGCAAGUACUCCCUAAUCGAUUUAAACAAGGGUAAGACCGAAAUAUUAAAGAUUGAAAAGUAAAAUAGAUAAACAAGUGAUAGUAAAUAGCAAAUUAGUAACUCAGAGGUGUCUGAAAAUAACUAAGAAGAAGAUGUAAAAAUAGUUAUGUUUUCAGGAAAUCCAGGAUAUAUCAGAUUUUACGAUAGAUUCUUGCAUGAACUGUCAAAAUAAUUAGAAAAUAAAUUCGAUAUAUAUGGAAUAGGACAUUUAGGAUAGUUUAAUUACUAAAAUAAACCUAUCCAUAAUGAUUUUUCAUUGACUGAUUAAAUUGAUUAGAAAGUAGAGUUUAUGAACUAUCUAUUUAAGAAAUAUCCUAAAAGCAAAUUUAUUUUGAUAUCUCAUUCAAUAGGUUCAUACAUUGUUCUAAACAUGCUUGACAGAAUCCCAUCAGAAAAAAUAGUAUAUAGCUAUAAACUUUAUCCUGUGAUUGAAAGAAUAAAGGAAACUCCAAAUGGUAUUCAUAAAGCUAAAUUACCCUAUUUUCCUUACAUCUAUCUCUCUAGCUUUGCUGUUGGCUUUUUUUCUUAUUUACCAAUGUCACUUAAGAGAGUAAUUUCAAAAAUUUACUUAGAAUCUGAGCUAGGCAACAUCAAAGAAGAUGUUUCAGAUAUGGCAGAAAUAUUUGCAACCUAUGCUACUUACAGCAACUUUUACUCUAUGCUAUAUAUGACAAAAACAGAAUAUUAAAUGCUCAAUGAAAGAUAGGCAAAGUUGCUUGAUAAGUUUUCUUAAAAGAUGAUGCUCUAUUAUGGAAUAGAUGAUGCAUGGUGCCCAAUACAGUACUAUAAAGACAUAAGAAUUGAUAUGCCUCAUUUAAAUGCUAAAUUAGAUGAAAAAGGAUUUUUGCAUGCAUUUGUAAUUGGUGGUUCUACAUUAAAAUCUGAGUUGAUUUCUGGAUGGAUUAAGUAAAAGUUAGAUGAAAUUGACUAUGAAUAUUGA
Tetrahymena thermophila SB210 is the source of this 1044-nucleotide messenger RNA. Its product is annotated as UPF0554 C2orf43-like protein. NCBI's taxonomy places the organism in Eukaryota, Ciliophora, Oligohymenophorea, Hymenostomatida, Tetrahymenidae. The transcript has a single exon. Gene Ontology annotation, molecular function: lipase activity. Gene Ontology annotation, biological process: lipid storage. Gene Ontology annotation, cellular component: lipid droplet. The record is from RefSeq and is a predicted model, not a curated record.